UAUGUUGUUUACAAAUUGCUAAGUAUAAUAUUAUGCAUGUUGUUUCUAACUUAUAUUCUUAUUUAUCUUAUUAGACUCAUUAAAUCCUCGUUUAGUUAUUUAUUUAAUAAUUUCUUAAUUCUUAGUAAUUAUUAUUAGUAUUUGGAAAUUAUUUUUAUUUUAAAAAUUAAUAUCCGAAAGAAACUAUUUACUAUACUAUUUUCUUUUACAUUUACCUCUUUGAUAUACAAGCGAAUAAAAAUAUGGAGUUGAAUCCUAUGCAAGUUGCCUUAAAUACUGUUAGGACAUUACGAUUGGAGCUAAUGCAGCUUAUUAUUGAAAUUGGUGAAGGAGUAAAAGAUGAUGGUUCACAAACUGAAUCAAAAGAUAAUCGUUAUAUGUAUUCUAUGAAUGAAAUGGUUGGAAAACUUGGACUUCAUAUGAGGGAUCUUGAACAAGUCGUUGGGUCCUUAUCUAGUCCUCCAGGUGCUAUGUUAUUAUAUAACACAUCAUUUUUAACUCAAGAAAGCACAUCCGAUCGACAAGCAUUGUACACUCCUCUAGUGUCUUCUCACAAAUGGCUUGAUAAAGUACAUAAAUUCAGUUCAAAUGCAGUACAAAUUUUAAGUCAGAACUCAUUAAAAAAAUCGUAUUACAAUUCCAGUUCAAAUAAGAAGAAACGACAACAGUCAAGUUUGCAUAAUAUAUCACCACAAGCUGUUGAUGUACUAUUAACUAAUAUUGAUCGCAUGUUUCCUGAAAUGAGUAUUACAAUAACGAGGCCCUGUGCAUCAAAUGUUGUUCUAUUGGUUGGCUUAAGUAGAGUCUUACAAGCUAUUAUAUCAUUUAAAGGAGUUAUGAUUGAAUGGGUUAUUGUUAAAGGAUUUAAUGAACCUAUUAACCCUAACAGUUUGCAACAAGAGCUUUGGCAAGAAUCAAGAUAUUAUGUUUUUCGUAAGAUAACUGAUCAUGCUAAUGCAGCUAUGUUACAUUUCUCUUCACCAACAUUGCCAGAUCUUUCAGUUCGAUCAUUCAUGACUUGGCUCAAUAGUUAUUUGAUAUUAUUCAAUUCAGUAUGUAAAUCAUGUGGAAAUCGAUUACUUAAUGCAUACCCACCUACUUGGAGAGAUCUGAGAUCAUUAGAUACAUACCAUUAUGAAUGUAAACCAUAAUAUUAUAUUUUAAAUAUUUUAAAGUUUAUUUCAUAACUUAAGAUUAAUAUUAAUUAUAUCUUAAUUAAGUUGUAAUUUUAAAAGUAAAAUAAAUAUAGUUUAUGAUAUUUAAUAUGAAUACAUUACUAAACUAUUUUAUGAACAAUUUAAUGAUAUAUUUAUUUUUUUGCAAUUUAAGAUUAAAUCAAUUUUCCUAAUAAUCUUUAAAUGAUUCUAAUCAUUGAUUUUUCUCAUAGUUCAUCAUACUAUGUUUACAUUUUAUGAUGUCUAAUGUCUAUAAUUCUUAAUAAUUUAUGCAGUGGCAAAGGGUUAUAGGAGACAAAGAGACAACGUCUCCCCACUUAAGAAUUAGAACACAGGACAAAUAAAUAAUUAUUAUUUUGUUUUAUAAAAUAUUUAAAAAUGUGAAUUUUAUUUUAAAUUAUAAAAUAUAUGAUGUUUGUUUCA
Molecule: messenger RNA, 1598 nt
Organism: Acyrthosiphon pisum (pea aphid)
Lineage: Eukaryota; Metazoa; Arthropoda; Insecta; Hemiptera; Aphididae
Gene: MED27
Product: mediator complex subunit 27
Exons: 6
Coding region: 243-1151 (302 amino acids)
Biological process (GO): regulation of transcription by RNA polymerase II
Cellular component (GO): mediator complex
Molecular function (GO): transcription coactivator activity
Source: RefSeq, a predicted model, not a curated record